UAUUAGAUGGGCAUAGGAGAGGCAAAAGCAAUAACAAUCACUGUGGCCAAAGACCUGCCACUCCAUUUAAUCCAUUUAAUAGUGACCGUUGAUCGUUUUUCCCGGCACACUGUUCACAAAAUCAAAAUAUACUAAUGGUUGACCAAUAAAGGUUCUCCAACUUGCCCCUGGGUACGCUGGUACGGUACACGGUGUCCCUGAUCGUUCGGAGCAUCAUUCAGGUGCUCUCGUGGCCGUGGUACGGGUAGCGGGAUUGUGUGUAUAUUAAAGCAACGUCUCGAAGCUAAGACUAGCAUGAUGUUGACGGGUCAACGCCAUUCGGUUUUUGAAGCAAGGAAGCUUAGUUACGACAUCCCAGCUACUUCCUGACAAUGCCUAACUACAACUAGACUCGAGAGACUUCAGGUCAAUGCCAUGGAGUCAGCAGGUAGGCGCACCCAAGCUCGGGGUUUGAAGCCUGUCCCAAGGAGCGGACAUGUUGCUGUGACGUACGGUGGCCUCAUGCUUGUAUGGGGAGGCUAUACAGACCUUCCUGCUUUGUCCAGUGAAUCACAUUGGGGGGACCAGUAUUUGGAUGGCAGUGAGUUAUGGUGUUAUGACAUAGAGGCAAGCUUAUGGGAUGUCUGGUCUACCCGCAAAAGCCCACCAGGCAUGUCAGGGAGCUGUGCUGCUUGUAUUGGCAGACACAUGUACGUCUUCGGUGGCUACAGUGCUGAUGGUAAUUCCAACAAGCUCUACAGAUUAGAUUUAAAGACCAAAGUUUGGAUGCACCUCAAGCCAAAUGGAAAAGCGCCCUCACCCAGAGACAAGGUAGCAUGCUGGCCAUAUAGAGACAAGCUUGUCUUCUUUGGAGGGUUCGGGCCACCCCCAGACAAUGAAGAUGUAACUAUGGAUGGAGUAGGUCAGUGGCGAAUUGAUCUCUCAUCUCUAAACGUCUGGUCACCAACCAGGGGAUGGAACAACCAUUUAGUCGUGUACAACAUCACAGAAAACUCUUGGACUCAUGUACAAAUAAAGGGUUAUCAACCAUGUCCAAGAGCUGCUCAUGCUGCUGCUGUUAUCGGCAAUAAAGGGUACUUGUUUGGGGGUCGUUUUGAGGGCAGUCGGAUGAAUGACCUCCACGUCUUGAACCUGGACACCUUGCAGUGGGUUGAAAGCUUAAACCCAGUGAGUGGUGAUAUUCCGAUGGGACGUUCUUGGCAUUGCAUGGCCCCCGUAAGCGAUAGACACCUGUUAGUCUAUGGUGGCUACAGUACGGAAGGCGUGCCACUGAAUGAUGUGUGGGUCUUGGACGUGGAAAAUAAAACAUGGCACCAACAGGAUAGUUUACCCUCAGAUACAAGAAUAUGGCACACUGCGGUGAGUGGCGUUGAUGCAGGGGAAGUGGUGGUCUUUGGAGGAUGUAGCAAUGACCUCCUGGAUCCCUACGAGAGAAGUGUCCACUCCAGCAAGAUCUUCAAAUUCUUCUUCAGCCCCAAGAACCUGAAAAGGCUGUGCUCAGAGGCUAUUGUUACAAAUAUUGCCAUGCUAGAGAAAGAGCUCAACGCGCUGCCGUCUGUGCUGCAAAGGACAAUUGAACUUCUCCUGCGAGGCUGUCGAAAGGGGGAUGCCAAGAAACAUGGCUACAACCUCAGAGCUCGGCCAAAAAGCUCAUGACGAGGGGGUUGCUUCAACAAACCAUUUCAUCAUGCUGGGAUAAGAUUCUGCAUAGAGUAUGAUAAGCCAGAUUACUGCAGGUUAUUUGGUUAUGAACUGACGAUUUACCCAGUGCUACCCCAGCAUAUAUGAACCUCCUUGACUUUGUUACAAUCUAGCACUGUACAGCAACCUCAGUGAUAUGUUCUCUGUCCCUAAAAAAAGCCGGAACAGAAAGGUCUGUGUGAAUUGAUGGUUGCUGGCCUGUACAGUCUUGAAUCCAUAACGUAAAGCCAAGUCUUGGAAUGCUGUGUUGACUUUUCAACUGUUAAGACUAAAAAAGCGAAAUCAUUGCUAACACCAUUAUAAGUGGAGGAUUAUGUAUAAAAACUUCAAUCCAAAUUUAUGGCACCAUACUAGGAAUAUUCUGGUUCUGAUCUCUACGAAACUUGAUGAGUCUUAGUUUCCCAAUUUCUGUAUAUUACAAUGAAAUAAGAUCAUUUCAAACAAUUGCAACGACAGUGAAUGAACAAAAGGUGUCAUUCUCACUUAAAAGUAUUCCAAUUUAUUUCCAAGAUUAUUUACACCUUAUAGAUGUGCCUUAUGGUACAAAUUCUGAACGCAUGUCCUUACAUAGAAGCUAGUUUCUUUUCACAUUGCAUUCAUUGCUUGCUUCUAGGAAUUUGUAGAGGGAGUAAGCCCCACAUACUGAGAGAGAAUAGAACAAUGUAACGGGAAGAGAAAUUUCUGCUCGUAGAUUUAUUCCCAAGUUUUGUCCUCACAGAAUUUUGUAUCUGUGGCAAAAUCCAGAUAUUAUCUAUACAUCAUGCAGAUUUCAAGUCAAUUUAGCAAGCACAGGCAUCAUGGUGUUGAAAUCCACUCUUUUUGUUUCAAAAUAAUUUUUUUCUUUCAAUCAUAAUUUUCUUUUAAAAGUAUUAAUCAAAUCAAUAAUACAUAACAUAUACAAAAAGGAGCUUAAAGGAACCAGGAAAUGAAUUUAUCUUAGAAUCACUUUUUGUGUAUUUCUGUACUCUUCUUCCAUGUAUGAAGA
This is a messenger RNA of Acanthaster planci (crown-of-thorns starfish), 2686 nucleotides long. Its product is annotated as kelch domain-containing protein 2-like. Lineage: Eukaryota; Metazoa; Echinodermata; Asteroidea; Valvatida; Acanthasteridae. Gene Ontology annotation, molecular function: protein binding. The record is from RefSeq and is a predicted model, not a curated record.